AUGGCAGGUAGUGGUGACCAGUUUCUCAACUCCGAGCCCACCUCAUUACCUUUCGAACUAGAUCAUGGUCCGAGCGAGACGACCGCCUCCUAUUUCGAUGUCAUCAAAUCUCAAGAGAACAGCUUCAGCUACGACUUGAAUAUCGACCAUCUUCUUCAGAAUAGCACAAAUACAUCGACAGCAACAAGAAUCACAACACAAGGGCUUGAUAACAACGAGAUUAUAUCCCCAUCAUACCAGUAUUCUUCGGCAUCUCCCUCCUCUCGUUCCCCGUCUCACGGUUCCACCUCAACCCCCCGACAAAGCCCAUUCGAACAUUUCUCGCCGUCAUCUUCAUUGACACCAGGCGCGACGAACAACAAGAAUCGCAGUAUUGUGCCUCCCGGCACUAGAGGCCAUCCCUCUCCAUCAUCAACUACGCCAAUAAUACCGACUCCCCAGAAGCCCGGCUCCACAUACGAGUACCUCGGCGUUCUCCAUAUCGCAGCGCAAAAAGGCCAUGACCGCAUAAUUCAGAUGCUGCUAAGCCAUCAUGGCAUGGACUGCAACGCCCCGGACAGCGAGGGCCGCACGCCUUUGAUGCACGCCGUGGUUGCCGGCCACGCGCCGGUGGUGCGUGCCCUCCUGACCGCCGGUGCCCGCUGCGACGUCGUCGAUAACAGGCAACGCUCCGUGUUGCACCUAGCCGUGCUCCACCGGAGGGAGCAGGUGUUGCGGAUGUUGCUGGCGGAGAUCGGACAGGGGGCUGUGGACGGCGUACAUCCGAUUGGGCUAGGGGAAGCUCGGUUGGCCUGUCUCUUGGAUGAGUACGACGCAGACGGGAACACGCCGUUGCAUCUGGCCGUGACGGAGGGGUUCGAGGCAGGGGUUGUCAUGUUGGUUCGGAGCGGAUCCGAUCUAGAGGUUGAGGCCAGAAGAUGUUAG
Colletotrichum gloeosporioides is the source of this 924-nucleotide messenger RNA. RefSeq lists its product as uncharacterized. Bases 1 to 924 code for a protein of 307 amino acids. The record is from RefSeq and is a predicted model, not a curated record. NCBI's taxonomy places the organism in Eukaryota, Fungi, Ascomycota, Sordariomycetes, Glomerellales, Glomerellaceae. Gene Ontology annotation, cellular component: nucleus. The transcript has a single exon. Gene Ontology annotation, molecular function: protein binding. Gene Ontology annotation, biological process: regulation of gene expression.